UUUUAAUUGGUUGAAUCUGUUGCUUAAAAAUGUAUGAUAGUGGAUACCCUUGGGGGGGUUAUUACUGAAAGGGGGCCUGUGCAGGAAAGAGUGAACACUGCUGGCCUGUGAUGAUAACCCUGUAAAUGCUGAAUUUACUAUUAAGGGUUUGAGUAAAUUUGCAAUGAGAAAAAAAGGGAAGUGUUUAAAAAAUGGCUUUGUAUUUUGUGGCCAUUGUAUUUGGAGCUAUGAUAAAAUUGAUUUAAAAUGUUACAUGCUUGUAGUUUCAUAAAUGCUAGUGGAGCCAUCUCAAACAUGCAAAAUUUAAAUUAAGAAGGUAUUGGUGGGGUAUAGCUUCCUUGCUUUUCCUAUCCAUAGGUAGGUAGGAAUUUAAAUUCUUUGGAUUUUAGAACCAGAACAAGUCUCCAUACCUGAUGAGUUUUGCUAAGAUUUGCGUCUGUUGGAACCUCUGGAAAGAGGGUGACAACAGAAGAAGAGAGGCACUCUCUGAAUAGAAAUACACAUUUGGAUUUUGAAAAAGCAGUUAGUUAAGUUUCUUGUUGGUCCUUGUUGAAAUCAGAUGUCUGACCCUUAGAGGCUGAUGAUUGUCCAGUCUGAUGUGCGUGUUUUUGAGUGGGUCAGUUUGGACUCUGAGGCUGACAGAAGGGGUACUGUCUUGUCUGGCAUUGCAGCAUGCCUUUGCUACUGCUGAAGAAAAGUGCCCGGCUUGAUGGGAAUCCCAAAUGCACUGACCCUACUUGCCUGGACCUCACCCUAAGCUGAAACCUGACUCUAGCUGUCAGUGCACUCUCCACUUCCCAAGAGCAGUGCUGAACUGGAAGCAGACCCAGGCUCUGUGAACAGACCUCAGUCAGACUCUGGGACCACUGGAGAUUUAGGGCCCCUCUGUGGAGCUCCAGAUGAUGCCAGCAUACAUUGUGGAUGCUGGCUGUACCAACUGGGUCACAUACAAAUGCCCACAGGAAAGAGCCGUUCUUUGAUGGGACCGUCUAAAAUCAAGCUGCUGAUCAGCUCUCUUAUGUAAUGCAGAGGCUGAUUGCAUCCUGACUUGUGAUCCCUGCCAAAACCUGCAAGUUGGAGGAAGGCACAUCACAGGGACUCUGACCACCAGCCACCUCCUGCUUUUGACAUAUCAGAUUCUGGGCCUUCCCUGGGGGUGGCUCGAUGCUUUUGAUUUGUGUGCUCAGCCUCCUGGGUGAGCUGCAACUUACCACCACAAGUUGAUAGGCUUAUUCCUCCUCCUCCUCACUUUCCCCUCUGUACACACACCCUGUAAGGUUAGAGUGACUACUCCAGCGUAGCUGUCUCUGGGAAAGGACUGAUCUUUUCUAGGCUGUCUCGGGGGAAAAGGGGUGAAAGGUUAUAUAAACUCACUAUGAAAAUUUUUACAUCCAGUACUUCAUCUAUUAGUGUUCUAGGGCUGCAAUAACAAAAUAGCACAGACUCGAUGGCUUAAAAAAUAGAAGUGUAUUUUCUCACAGUCCUAGAGGCUAGAAGUCUAAGAGCAAGCACUUGGCACGUUUCUCUUAAGGCCUGUGUCCUAGGCCUGCAGCUGGCAGCCUUCUCACUGUAUCUUCACAUGGUUGCCCUCUGUCUGAGUGUCUGUCUUAAUCUCUUAUAAGAACACCAUUCAUAUUGGAUAGGGCCCACCCAUUUUACUUUAAUCACCUCUUUGAAGGCCAUAUCGCCAAAUACAGUCACAUUCUGUACUAGAUGUUAGGACUUCAGCAUAUAAUUUGGGGAAAACACAGUUCAGCCCAUAACAUAUCCUGAUCAAUUCCUGAAUUUCUUUCUGGUUAAAUUAUAUUAAAAUAUUUAUAUGCAAAAUUAUUCCCAUGUCUCUUACACACAGCCCUUCUGGAUGAAAGGCCUGGAUGAGAAUAAAAGAUUAUUGAAAAAAUGUCAGGUUAGUAUUGCUGAUCAAAAGCCUGGCACCCAGGGAGCUUUGAGGGGCAGGGAGAGCAUUUAUGAUCUUCAUUUCUCAGAACUAUUCUGGAAACUUUCCCCUUUUCCUGAAGGAAAGCUCCCAGUGCCAUCAGCUGAAAGAUUGGCCCUUAGCUGGCAUCUGGGUUCUUCAAUUUCAGGAGAGUUCUCAUCAUUCCCUAAAUGAUAGGAGUUGCUUACUGAACUUAAACCGUGUAAACAAUGUGGUUUAUGCUGCAUGCCUGCUUUCCUCCCAGGAAUGUAGAAUUUUGGUGUGUUACAGGCAGAGGGUGCCUAUGUGACCAAGCCCCAGAAAAGCCUUGGGCUGGAGUCUCUAAUGAGCUUCUUUGGUAGCUAACAUUUCACACAUGUUGUCAAACUCGUUGCUGGAGGAAUUGUGUCCUGUGUGACUGACUCCACUGGGAGAAGACUCUGGGAAGCUUGUGCCUGGUUUCCUCUGGAUUUUGCUCUAUGCACCUUUCCCUUGGCUGAUUUUGCUUCAUAACCUUUCACUGUAAUAAAUCCUAGCCAUCUAUGAGUAGGACUAUAUGCUGAGUCCUGUGGGGGGGAUGGUCUUGGGACCCUCCAACACAGGGCACAGGGGGCACUUCUGGGGUUGUUGGUCGUGUACUCUUUCUCAGUCUGGGUGCUGUUUACAUGAGGUGUACUCAUUUUGUGAAAAUUCACUGAGCUGUCCAAUUAACAGAUGUAUACUUUUUUGGUACAUAGAUUCAACUUUAUAAAAAGAUAAAACAAUAUUACACACUGCAGGGAUUAAAAAAUAAUAAUUAAAAAAAACAACUUCCUUUUAUUUAUAAAGCAUUUUAGCCACUCCUUUUUGCCAGGCAUUGUGCUGAGGGCUUGGGACAUGGGGUAGGAAGGAUGUCUUCAUUGCCUCUCAGUUUAUUGGGAGUUAUGUCAAGAGAUAACUGUGAUAUGACCGACUUUUGCUGAGUCCUAGCAAAGACAUCAUAGGAUGCUGGGCUUAUAACUUGAGUGAUUCUCAGGGUUGCCACUUAAGUAUCUAUGGAAGCCAGACCGGCAAAGGGACAAAGGCAGGUUAGCAGGGAACACUGACAAACUGGGAAGGUAUGUUAAGCAUAGAGUUGCGACAGCUAAUAGUUUUUUCUUUUUUUUUUAAUUUUUAUUUUUCUUUUUUGUUUUAGUUUUUUCUUAAGGAAGAGCCACAGAGCUGAAUUUUUAUGUGAGCUCUCUUGAUUUUUCAGUCCUGUAUAUGAAUCCAAAUUUUAAAAAGUGAAAGACCAAACAAAACACCUCUGCAGGCCAAAUUGGACCUUGGCUUACCAGUUUGCCAAGCAUUCUGCCAACCUGUCAUUUUUCCCUCUUACAAAACAAUUGAGGGUCCACUAUUUUAGGCACUGGGAAAUAGAGCAGCUGAGCCAGCCAGACAAUUUUCUCGCAGAAUGACCCUGACUGGGGUGGUGGGGUUCUGGUACUGUGCUUCUCAAACUUCAAUAUGUGUGGGAAUCACUGGGUAGAUUCUGAAUUGGGGGGGAUCUGCGUUGAGGCCUGAAGCUUUGUCUUUCUAACAAGCUCCCAGGUGUUGGUGAUGCUGGUGGCCCCUACUGCUAUUUGAAGGAGAAGAGGAGGGGGUUUGUCUGGAAGAUGAGUUUGCUUGGCAAGCAUCCUCUUAUACUUCGAUUUUAGUUUAUGGGGUGAUUUGGAAGAGAGUUGGUGACUUCUGAAGCGGGUAUUAGGGCUCUCCCAUGUUGUCUCUCAUGCCAGGUUUCUGUUCUCAGAGUUUAUAAUCUAGAAGGCGGGGUGGGGCUGGAGGAAGGUGCUAGGAAAAGUUUCCUGGAGGAGGUGCUCGCGAACUGCAGGAGCUUCCCUUGCCGCCGAGAAAGGAGAAACUCUGAACUCCCCCUCUCCUGGGGCUGGGUCUCAGCAACCUCCCACCAGCUCUGGUUUCCCAGGCAUCCCACGUGUCUUCCGUCCGCGCUCCCUGUCAAUCAAGCUCCCCCGAGGGCCUGGGUGAGGGUUUAAAGGCGGCCGCAGUGCAGAGCGCUCCCAGAGUGCCGCGCGGCGGGCGGGUUUGGAUUUUAAAUCCCCGCGGCCAAUCAGUAGCGCGUAGGCUCUUGUAACGUUCCCGGCGCCGCGUUUGAAUUCGAGGAGAGGCAGAGCCGUGCCAAGCCUCUGCCUGGACCCUGCUAGGUCCGCUGAGCAACUCCGGGAACAUGAGUGCGGCGGCAACUGCAGGGAAGCUGGCGCGGGCACCAGCCGACCCAGGGAAAGCGCCCGGAGUUGCAGCUCCCGGGGCUCCGGCGGCUGCCCCGCCGGCGAAAGAGAUCCCGGAGGUCCUAGUCGACCCGCGCAGCCGGCGGCGCUAUCUACGGGGUCGCUUUCUGGGGAAGGGUGGCUUUGCCAAGUGCUUUGAGAUCUCGGAUGCGGACACUAAGGAGGUGUUCGCGGGCAAGAUCGUGCCUAAGUCGCUGUUGCUCAAACCGCACCAAAAGGAGAAGAUGUCCAUGGAGAUAUCCAUUCACCGCAGCCUCGCUCACCAGCACGUCGUCGGCUUCCACGGCUUUUUCGAGGACAACGACUUCGUGUUCGUGGUGUUGGAGCUCUGCCGCCGGAGAUCUCUCCUGGAGCUGCACAAGCGGAGGAAAGCACUCACGGAGCCCGAGGCCCGCUACUACCUGCGGCAGAUCGUGCUGGGCUGCCAGUACCUGCACGGAAAUCGCGUUAUUCACAGAGACCUCAAGCUGGGCAAUCUCUUCCUGAACGAGGAUCUGGAGGUGAAAAUAGGGGAUUUUGGACUGGCAACCAAAGUGGAGUAUGACGGGGAACGGAAGAAGACCCUGUGCGGGACUCCUAAUUACAUAGCUCCUGAGGUGCUGAGCAAGAAAGGGCACAGUUUCGAGGUGGACGUAUGGUCCAUUGGGUGCAUCAUGUAUACCUUGUUAGUGGGCAAGCCACCUUUUGAGACCUCUUGCCUAAAAGAGACCUACCUCCGGAUCAAGAACAAUGAAUACAGUAUUCCUAAGCACAUCAACCCCGUGGCCACCUCCCUCAUCAAGAAGAUGCUUCAGCCAGAUCCCACUGCCCGCCCAACCAUUCACGAACUGCUCAAUGACGAGUUUUUCACUUCUGGCUAUAUCCCUGCCCGCCUCCCCAUCACCUGCCUCACCAUUCCACCGAGGUUUUCGAUCGCUCCCAGUAGCCUGGACCCCAGCAACCGGAAGCCUCUCACCGUCCUCAAUAAAGGCAUGGAGAACCCCAUGCCCGAACGUCCCCGGGAGAAAGAGGAACCAGUGGUGCGAGAGGCCAGUGAGCCCGUCGACUGCCACCUCGGUGACAUGUUGCAGCAGUUGCACAGUGUCAAUGCCUCCAAGCCCUCAGAACGGGGGCUGGUGAGGCAAGAGGAGGCCGAGGACCCUGCCUGCAUCCCCAUCUUCUGGGUCAGCAAGUGGGUGGACUAUUCAGACAAGUACGGCCUCGGAUAUCAGCUGUGUGACAACAGCGUGGGGGUGCUCUUCAACGACUCCACGCGCCUCAUCCUCUACAGUGACGGCGACAGCCUGCAGUACAUCGAGCGGGACGGCGCGGAGUCCUACCUCACCGUGAGCUCCCACCCCACCUCCUUGGUAAAGAAGAUCACCCUCCUGAAGUACUUCCGAAACUACAUGAGUGAGCACUUGCUGAAGGCGGGCGCCAACAUCACACCUCGGGAAGGCGACGAGCUGGCCCGGCUCCCCUACCUGCGGACCUGGUUCCGCACCCGCAGUGCCAUCAUCCUGCACCUCAGUAAUGGCUGUGUGCAGAUCAACUUCUUCCAGGACCACACCAAACUCAUCCUGUGCCCACUGAUGGCUGCCGUGACCUACAUCGACGAGAAGCGGGACUUCCGCACGUACCGCCUGAGCCUCCUGGAGGAGUACGGCUGCUCCAAGGAGCUGGCCAGCCGGCUCCGCUACGCCCGCGCCAUGGUGGACAAGCUGCUGAGCUCACGCUCGGCUGCCAACCGCCUCAAGGCCUCCUCAUAGCCCCGACCCCCUGGACUGACGCCCUCCUCCCGCAAAUAGCACCUUGGCCCACGCAGGUUAGCACCGUGGUGCUGUCUUAGAGUGUGUCCCCCAGCCCUGGGGGCCGGGGCGAGAGCUUCAUCCUCCCUGCAGGUGGGGGCUGCCGUGUAAGUUAUUUUUGUACAUGUCCAGUGUGGGUUCUGUGGUCUCUCCCCGUGCCCUCAGGCCCACCCUGUGAACCGUACAGAGCGUGGCUGUUGAAUCCAGGACUGUCCUUGCCUUUGCACACAUUAAACAUGCGUGACUCUUCCUUC
Molecule: messenger RNA, 6220 nt
Organism: Odocoileus virginianus texanus
Lineage: Eukaryota; Metazoa; Chordata; Mammalia; Artiodactyla; Cervidae
Gene: PLK1
Product: polo like kinase 1
Biological process (GO): protein phosphorylation; mitotic spindle organization
Cellular component (GO): kinetochore; centrosome; cytoplasm
Molecular function (GO): protein binding; ATP binding; protein serine/threonine kinase activity
Source: RefSeq, a predicted model, not a curated record